Neoarius graeffei (lesser salmon catfish) is the source of this 2437-nucleotide messenger RNA. Its product is annotated as tropomyosin alpha-4 chain-like. Gene Ontology annotation, biological process: actin filament organization; muscle contraction. Gene Ontology annotation, cellular component: actin filament. Lineage: Eukaryota; Metazoa; Chordata; Actinopteri; Siluriformes; Ariidae. Gene Ontology annotation, molecular function: actin filament binding. The transcript is spliced from 8 exons. The record is from RefSeq and is a predicted model, not a curated record. Bases 601 to 1347 code for a protein of 248 amino acids.
UAUGAGGAAGCUCGAAGUGGGCUAAUGAGUGAAGAGAGAAAAGGAGGUUGCGCGAGCCUUGGGAAGGAAAAGAAACACCCUACAUCUUGUCCUUAGCCUCGGUUUGCUGUUUUAUUUUUCUUUUUACGUCCGUAUCGUUUGGACAGCUUGGUGGGAUUUCUUUCGGAAAGAAGAGGAAGAGUAAAAUUUGAUUAUUUUACGGGAAAGAUAAAUCAGUUCGUCGCCUCAGAUUUCAAGCAUCCGGGAAAGCUCGCGCGCUCAACCGAAAUAUUAGGCUAGGCUAAGCUAAGCUAAAAUAAGCUAAGCUAAUUGUUCGUCUCGUAAUUUUUUUUCCUUCGUAAAAACGUUUGUUCGUGAAAUUAGUGAAACUGUAAUAGAUAUACUAAAAAAAAUAAAAAUAAUAAAAAUAAAAAACCCACACAAGUCGACCGUUUGUAGGAUUAUCGUCGGUACAAGUCGUCUCGUGCGCACGGAUUUUUUUUUAAAGGCUCUGAUUUGUGUGUAUUUAAACCUAAAUCGUUCUUGCUGCAGUCUCUGCUCUGCGAAUUAACCAGCCUGUUUGAUCACUUCCUGAGAAAAGACCAGUGUUUAGUUUAUAAAAUGGCCGGAGUGAACAGUGUAGAAGCUGUGAAGCGCAAGAUUAAAGUUCUGCAGCAACAGGCGGAUGAAGCCGAGGAGAGAGCCGAGGUCCUGCAGAGACAAGUCGAGGAGGAAAAACGCUGCAGGGAGCAGGCUGAGGCGGACGUUGCUUCUCUGAACAGGCGCAUCCAGCUGGUCGAAGAGGAGCUGGAUCGAGCUCAGGAGAGACUCGCCACAGCUUUGCAGAAACUGGAGGAGGCAGAAAAGGCUGCAGACGAGAGUGAGAGGGGCAUGAAGGUGAUUGAGAACAGGGCCCUAAAGGAUGAGGAGAAGAUGGAGCUGCAGGAGGUCCAGCUGAAGGAGGCCAAGCACAUUGCUGAGGAAGCCGACCGCAAAUACGAGGAGGUGGCUCGUAAGCUGGUUAUUAUCGAGGGUGACUUGGAGCGCACAGAGGAGCGAGCAGAAGUUGCCGAGGCCAAAUGUGCGGAAUUGGAGGAGGAGCUGAGAAAUGUCACCAAUACCUUAAAGUCCUUGGAGGCCCAAGCUGAGAAGUAUUCCCAGAAAGAGGACAAGUACGAGGAAGAGAUCAAGAUUCUCACGGAUAAGCUGAAGGAGGCUGAGACCCGUGCAGAGUUUGCUGAAAGAUCAGUGACCAAACUUGAGAGGACGAUUGAUGAUUUGGAAGAGAGGCUCGCCACCGCUAAAGAGGAGAACAUAAAGAUCCACGCCACGCUGGAUGCCACUCUGCAGGAUCUCAACAGCUUCUAAAAGUCUGCACCUCCCUCUCUCUCGUCUGUUCCCUUCACCCCACCUUUCUAUCCAUUUUACCCCCUUCAAUUAUUGCUGGGUGGCUGAACAAGGGCAAGUUUUUUUUUUUUGGGUGUAGGUAGCACUUUAGUGUCGUUCCUCACUUUCCAGCUUCAGCCCCUAGUAUUUGCCUGGCUUCCCUUAAUUUUUUUUUUUUUGGUCCUGUAUCUAGUGCUUUUUCUUUUUUCCCCCCUCCAUAUACUCUCCUGUUUACUUUCAACGUGACUGCAUAUAAGGCACCAAUGUGUUUGAAGUCGAAAUAGUCCUGAUUUUGAUUCAUUCCUGUAAUUGUGCGAUUGGGUAAUAAGAUGGCUCUUUCAUAUUUGUGUUCUGGUUUACUAGUUCCACAGUGCAAUAUUAACACAAUAUGGUAUAAAGAAAUGGAAAGGUCUCAGUGCAAAAUAUGACUGACUCCAUGCAACUUUUUUUUUUUUUGGGUAAUUGAACUUUUUUCCUGCCUCGUUCAUUUUAACACGAGCACUAUUCAUUAUAAUCAUUUUACUGUGCCAAUACCGAGCAUUUUGCUUGGAAAAGAGACCAUUUAAUAAUGCUACGCGUCAGUCAAAUUUGUUUCCGCUUCUUUUUCUGCAAACACGACUGGCUCCAAACGGUUUUCAUUCAACCUUUCCAUUUCUUUAAGGUUUAGGUGUAGAGCAACACACACAGGGCGUCACAUUUAGCGUUCGGUCUGAGGUGACAAAUGUAGUUAAACCAGCCUUCGUCUUUGAGGCAAAGGCUUGUUCGUCUUUUUCCUCUUAAGGUCAUGAUCGAGUUCUGGGCAGAGGGACGGGGUGUCACAUUUUCCACUGCCAAAAUCAAGGUGAAAGGGUCAGUCGAGAGCAAGAGGGUGAAUAGUUCAAGGUAUUAUCGCCUUUUCAGUGUACUUGUCUAUUGUGUACACUAGGAGAGAAUCAAGUACUUCAAAGCACCAAGAACCUUUUUAACUGGAAUUGCAAAGUUCAAGAUGUAAACAUUUUGCUAUCAGUGUUUCAUUGUAAUAAUGACACAAGAUCAAAAUUUGUUUUUUUUUUAAUAAAGUACUAUAACACUU